AUGUCAUCCGUCGACCCGCCCUGCCUGCGGUUCAGGAUGUUCUUUUUCUUCACCAAGAGGAUUAUAUGUCAAGACCCAAUCGUGAUGCGAGACCUGUUCGAUGAGAGUAACGUCAUCUUCCAUACAGGUUUAAGUUUAUCCGCAGGGUACAUCCGCCUCCGGCUCAGGAGGUUCUUCCUCCUUAUCAAGAAACUUGUAUGCGGACCCAUAGACGAGCUACAGGCAUAUUACGGAGAUUACAUACGAAGCCGCUCGCAACAUCCUAUUGAACUCCAAAAUGGGGCCAAUGAUUCUGCAGGUAAAAUCCCAGAAGUCCUUCUCCUCACGACUAUGAUUCUCAAGGUGACUGACAAGGUAAAAGACCAUAUAUUGGAUCAAAGGCCAACUCCCAGGCCUUCGACUCCAAACCCUCUGAGAGAUGUCGAUUCCCGAACUGCCACACUCGUCUACUCUCCCGCAGGGCCCCAAGGAGCUGAAGAUAGGGAUUCUGCAUGA
Molecule: messenger RNA, 495 nt
Organism: Fusarium redolens
Lineage: Eukaryota; Fungi; Ascomycota; Sordariomycetes; Hypocreales; Nectriaceae
Exons: 1
Coding region: 1-495 (164 amino acids)
Source: RefSeq, a predicted model, not a curated record